Molecule: messenger RNA, 1539 nt
Organism: Macroventuria anomochaeta
Lineage: Eukaryota; Fungi; Ascomycota; Dothideomycetes; Pleosporales; Didymellaceae
Exons: 2
Coding region: 1-1539 (512 amino acids)
Biological process (GO): mitochondrial respiratory chain complex IV assembly
Cellular component (GO): extrinsic component of mitochondrial inner membrane
Source: RefSeq, a predicted model, not a curated record
AUGAGGCCCUCGUAUACCUGCACGCGAUGCUUGUCCGCUGUCAAGAGCUCGCGCACCCAGCUGCGACCUGCGCAAGCGUUCCGUUCCUUCGCCCAGAAUGUUACAUCGCAGCGAAAUCACUCCACCAAAACUCCAGCACCAUCGAAGUUGGCCUCCCCUCGAAGAGCGCUCUCGACUACGCCCAAUCGCAGUUUCGAUAAACCAUUCGAACCGUAUGAGUACAUCGAUCCAGAGGGUAUCAAGCGAACCCUCGUCUUGACGGAGGACAACCUCUUCAACUCGUUCACGAACUCGCCUAUACCGCAGAUUCGCAAAAGAGCGGCUUUCAUGCGCCAGCAUGCAUACUGCCCGCACCCUGAUCAUAAGCCGACUCGAGCAGCAAAGAACCCCAUGGAUCUUGAGGCUCGCAAGUCAUCGGAGAAGGGGUCCCCGCCCGCCCAUGUGAACUUUGAGUGCCCAGACUGCGGGAUACCGGUUUAUUGCUGCGAGGAGCAUUGGGCGGAUGAUUAUGAGGCGCACUUGGAGGUCUGCGAUGUACUACGACAGUCGAAUGAGGACGACCAUGACUUGCGCAGUGGGCGAUUCUUCAAGGAGUUCCAGUUCGCUGAGCCCCAAAUGGAGGAGAUCCUUGUGAACAUGACGAGCUGGGAUACAUACUUGUACACUCGGGACUUCGAUGCGCUCAACAAGGACCGGGAGAUGAGACAAGCUACAAAGCUUCUUACCUACCCAAUGACCAUUGCCAGUGUCAUCAACGAACUGAGUCCUUACAAUAUCCGUAAGGGUGGCAGAAUGACCCCUGAGGGACUCAAGAGCUUCAGCGCCCUGCGACAUACCCUGCACCCACCACGAAACGGUGGCGGUGACACCUGGAAUAACGCCCGUAUUGCUCCUCCAUCGGUCCGUUUGUUCAUUCUCGGCGCACGCGCUGAAUCGUCCUUACCGCGAGAGACCUGGAUGCAGCUGGCCUACCUCUUCCACCGUGUCCAAUUCUCCCUACACUUCAUUGGCCCUGAAGCCAUGGCGAACCGUGAGAAGGAACUGCCUCUGCCCGAGCGCACACCUCUCAACCCCUUCGGCGCCGUCAUCGAAGACCGCAUUUCCAACGCUAUGAAGAUCAGCACCUUCGUCGAACACUACCACAACAUCCACAAGACCGGCUACUUCUACCCGUACGAUCCCUACUUCGACUGCUUCGUCGUCUUCCACCCCGGCUUUGGCAACGCAGCAUCGAUGCACGAGUGGGAGGAGACUUUACCUUUGCUCCUCGAGACCAAGGUGCCGAUCAUCGCUACUGGAUACUCGCCGUGGGAUGUACAACAGGACAUUGACCACCUCACGAAGCGUUACGGCAACGAGAUGGACAUUUUGCUCGAGCCUGGAGAGAACCUGUUCAGGAGUCUGAGAUGGGACCUGAACGAUCUGGACCCACAUGAUGUUACGUGCAGUAACUGGGGGGUGUACGCUUUCCGAGGCAAGCGAUACGAGACCGCAAAGAAAGAGGAGGAAGUAGAGGUGCACAGCGACAGGACGGCAUAA